AUGCUUACGAGAACUAUACAUCCGGGAUUGGCAUGGGACAAAUUCUUGGAUUUGUUUUAUGAUAAGUACUUUCCCCAAAGUAUACGAGACAAGAAGGUGACCGAGUUUGAAACUCUUAGACAAGGGAACAAGACCGUUGCUGAAUAUGAGGCUCAAUUUGCAGAACUAGCACGGUUUGCACCUCAUAUGGUGGACACAAAUUACAAGAAAGCGCGUACAUUUGAAGGCGGAUUACGGAGCGCUAUACUGGACAAGGUCAACAUGCUGAAGUUACCCAUUUAUGUCGAUGUGUUGGAGAGGGCUGUUAUAGUAGAAGGAAACCUCGCUACUCAGAACCGAAUUUCUGAAUGGAAAGGGAAGAGGCAGAAUACUCAAUGGUCAAAGGGCAUAACUACUCUACCAAAUAAGAAGCAAAAUUUAGGGAUCUCCAGCACAACCACUUCUACUCAAGAUUCAACCCCUGUGUGUUCAGAAUGUGGAAGGAGGCACCGUGGGGUUUGCCACCGACUGUCUGGAGCAUGUUUUCGAUGUGGCAAAACGGGUCAUCUGAUAAGGGAUUGUCCUCAAGGAAAUCGACAAAAUAACAACAAAGCUGUUACAAGUUCAGUAGGGUCUGCACCAACUUCCAACACCAAGUCGGUUGCAAAACCUGCUAACAACAAAGACACUACGAGGCAAGGCAGGGUAUUUGUAUUGGUUCCGGGGGAUGUGCAGAAUAUUGCGACAGUGGUGUCAGGUACAUUUAUGGUUCAUUGUUAUUCUGCUCAUGUAUUGUUUGAUUCUAGUUCUACCCAUUCUUUUGUGUCAAAAUUAUUUGUGCAACAUUUAGAUAAAUCUAAGGAAAAUUUGUCAUAUAUGUUAUGUGUGUCUUCACAUUUGGGAGAUUCUAUGAUUUGUGCUUCUGUAUAUUUUGCUUGUGAACUCCAACUUGAGGAUAUCCGGGUAUAUGCCAAUCUGUUGCCUCUUGACUUGACCUAUUUUGAAAUUAUUCUGGGCAUGGACUGGUUGAGUGAAUAUGGUGCAACUAUAGACUGUUUGAACAAGCAAAUCAGUUUCCACCCUCCGGGACAACCAGAAUCUAUUUUUCAAGGAUGUGGUGUAACCUCUCCACCUUAUUUGGUUUCUACAGCAAAGGCUUGUAAAUUGAUUCAGAAAGGGUGCCUGGGAUAUUUAUGCAGUAUUUUGGAGGGACAGGUGAUGAAUGAGAGUAUUGAUCAUAUUUCAGUUGUCUGUGAAUUUUCGGAUGUCUUUCCGAAAGAAUUACCGGGGGAGUUAAUAGACCGUGAAAUCGAAUUUACAAUUGAAGUAGCUUCGGGAACUCAACCUAUUUCUAAAACUCCGUAUAGAAUGUCACCAGUUGAGAUGAAGGAAUUGAAGAUUCAGUUGCAAGAUCUACUAGAUAAGGGGUUCAUUCGCCCGAGUGUCUCUCCCUGGGGUGCACCAGUUCUGUUUGUGAAAAAGAAUGAUGGAACACUCCGUUUGUGUAUUGAUUACAGGGAACUCAAUAAAGUAACAAUCAAGAAUAAGUACCCAUUGCCACGAAUCGAUGAUUUAUUUAACCAGCUUCAAGGGGCACAAGUUUUCUCAAAAAAUGAUCUACGGCCUGGAUACCAUCAAUUGAAGGCCAAAGCUGAUGAUGUGGAGAAGACAGCUUUUCGAACCCGGUACGGUCAUUACGAAUUUCUGGUUAUGCCCUUCGGCGUUACUGACGCACCAGCAGCAUUUAUGGAUUUGAUGAACCGUGUUUUCGAGCCCUAUUUGGAUGAGUUUGUGGUGGUAUUUAUUGAUGACAUCCUCAUUUACUCGAAAAAUGCUGAAGCCUAUGAGGGUCAUCUUCGCCUAAUCCUUCAAACACUUCGAGAAAAGAAGCUAUACGCAAAACUAAAGAAAUGUGAAUUCUGGUUACAUGAGGUAGCAUUUCUGGGGCAUGUAAUAACAAAGGAUGGAGUCUCUGUAGAUCCACAUAAAAUUGAGGCGAUCGUGAAUUGGCCAACUCCUACCAAUGUGACUGAGGUACGUAGUUUUAUGGGAUUAGCCGGUUAUUACAAGAGGUUUGUUCACGAUUUUUCCAAAAUUGUUAUGCCGCUUACACAAUUGACUCGAAAGGGAAUUGCAUUUGAAUGGUCAGAAGAGCGGGAGUUUGCCUUUCAGGAGUUGAAAGCAAAGUUGACUACAGCACCAGUUCUGGCCUUACCAUCCGGUAUCGAAGGGUUUGUAAUCUACAAUGAUGCUUCGCAUAAAGGGCUUGGUUGUGUACUUAUGCAAAAUGGAAGAGUUAUUGCUUAUGUCUCUCGACAACUGAAACUCCAUGAGAAGAAUUAUCCCACACACAAUCUUGAGCUAGCAGUAGUAGUUUUUGCUUUGAAGAUAUGGCGACAUUAUCUGUAUGGCACUACUUGCGAAGUUUAUACUGAUCACAAAAGUCUCAAGUACCUUUUUACUCAGAAAGAGUUGAAUAUGCGACAACGGCUCUGGUUAGAGCUGAUUAAAGAUUAUGAUUUACAGAUUCAUUACCAUCUUGGUAAAGCCAACACAGUUGCAUAUGCGCUUAGUCGAAAAAAUAUGGGAGAUUUGGCAAAUCUAUUUACGAAGCAAGAGGAGUUGGUGACUGUAUUGGAUAAAAUGGAUAUAGAUCUUGUGAUACGUGGACAUGAGGCCGUGAUAGCAGCGAUGAUGGCUCAACCAACCUUACUUGAAGAGAUCAAGCUACGUCAAAUGGAAGAUGAAACUCUACGGAAAGUAUGUGAUGAGUUGGAGACAAAACCAAAACCGGGGUUCAGUUUAGUGGAUUCGGUGCUCAAGUUUCAAAACAGAAUAUGUGUCCCUAAUGUGUUGGAACUUAAACGAAAACUAAUGGAAGAAGAACAUGCCUCGAGGUUUUCGAUGCAUCCGGGAAGUACCAAAAUGUACCGGGAUUUGAAACAAAACUUUUGGCGGCCAGUGUUAGCAAGUAAAGGCAGAACAUCAGAGACCAGCAGGACUGUUGCAAGCCCUUCCAAUCCCGGAAUGGAAGUGGGAACAUUUGACCAUGGAUUUUGUUGUGGGGUUACCAUAGACUCCUCGGGAUUCUAUGAAGGGAAAUCAAACUCUGAAGAAUGGGAGUUGUUUCUCAGAAGACCUCUGUAUGAGUGGGAAACGAUUGAGGCUUCCAGAUUGGAUAUCACUUUGUACUCUGCUCCAAAUCUGAGACAGGGGUGUACAGAUUGUCCUACCUGGAAUGAUGUAAUUGUAAGAGGGUUUAAGGUGGCUGAUUUGUAUAAAUUUUGUGACAAAUUGCUUGGUCCACAGAUCAAAGUUUGCAAAUUUGUGUAUAAUAAGGAUAUCCCCCCUAAGUGGUGGGGAGUUGAGUGGGCAAUACCUAAAAUUGUUGAGGGUCUAUUCCAUUGGUGGUCUGGUAGAAAUUUCCAGAAGAAGGAAAAGUGGUUGUGGAGGGUUGUUCCCUUAGUUGUACUUUGGUCUCUCUGGAAGCUUAGAAAUGAGUACGUCUUCAAUGGGGCUCAGUCUAGGGGAUAUAAUUUUUGUGAGCUUGUCAAGAUUAGAAUAGCAUUACGGCUUAAAACUUCAAUCCCAGGAUUUCAUUACUCAGUCAAUGAUUUUGUGCACAACCUGAGACAGAUAAGGGGUUGCAUCUGA
Camellia sinensis is the source of this 3633-nucleotide messenger RNA. NCBI's taxonomy places the organism in Eukaryota, Viridiplantae, Streptophyta, Magnoliopsida, Ericales, Theaceae. The record is from RefSeq and is a predicted model, not a curated record.